Molecule: messenger RNA, 7508 nt
Organism: Xiphias gladius (swordfish)
Lineage: Eukaryota; Metazoa; Chordata; Actinopteri; Istiophoriformes; Xiphiidae
Gene: furina
Product: furin (paired basic amino acid cleaving enzyme) a
Exons: 16
Coding region: 466-2910 (814 amino acids)
Biological process (GO): peptide hormone processing
Cellular component (GO): trans-Golgi network; Golgi membrane
Molecular function (GO): serine-type endopeptidase activity
Source: RefSeq, a predicted model, not a curated record
CAUAGACACACACGCCGAGCUGACGUCGACUGCGCCGCGUCCAGUUUCUGCUGUUCGUGUUGAGGGGCGAAAAAUUUUUUGUGGCGGUCGUAAUCCACAGUGCUCGGUUGGGACGAGCAGUAAAAUGUGAGAAAGCGAGGGUCGGAAGUGUUGAGAGGAGAGGAGAGGAAAAGGGGAGGCACCUGUGAGACGGAGCAGGUCAGCCUACCGCGGUGUCAAGUUUGCGUUAAUCACGGCGCGGUACAGUUUCAGACAUAUUUGUCAAGCGGAGGAGUCGUCAUCGGACCCGCUCCAGCCGCUGCCCCGAGCCACAUUAUGACCGCUUGUUGUUGUCACGGACUUAACUUGUGAGGUGUGCUGUGACUGUCCCCUUCUUUGUCUCCCCGUGCACCUGCAUGUACUUUGGGAAGCCCGGCCUGUCGGAGAGGCGUUGUGCUCAGAGACUGUGCUGCACUAGGAGAACCCAUGGCUUCUGGCCCCCCAUCUCCCUCUGAAGGCCGCAAGCUUAGGCUGCUGGAGUUGCUACUUGGGCCUCUGUUGGUCUUGCUGGUUUCUGGGCUGGGACCAGCAUCGGGGCAGAAGGUCUACACCAACACGUGGGCUGUCCACAUACCUGGAGGUCAGGAAGAAGCUGAUCGAAUUGCAAGUAAACAUGGGUUCAUCAACUAUGGACAUGUUUUUGGUGAUUAUUAUCACUUCAGGCAUCGUACAGUGGUGAAGAGAUCGCUGUCAGAUCACAGGGGAACACAAGUCCGUCUACAAAGAGAUCCCAAGGUGACUUGGGCAGAACAACAGGUGUCGAAACGGAGGAAAAAGAGGGAUGCUUUCGAAGAACCUUUAGAUCCUAAGUUCAGAGACCAGUGGUACCUGUACAACAGCAACCACCGUGACUUGAAUGCCAAAUCUGCGUGGCAGUUGGGCUACACUGGUAAAGGGGUGGUGGUGUCCAUCCUGGAUGAUGGAAUAGAGAAGAACCAUCCGGACCUGAUGCAGAACUACGACCCGGAUGCCAGCUACGAUGUGAAUGAUGGUGACCCAGAUCCUCAGCCCCGAUACACGCAGCUUAAUGAUAACAGGCAUGGAACAAGAUGUGCGGGAGAAGUGGCAGCAGUAGCCAACAAUGGGAUAUGCGGAGUUGGUGUGGCCUACAAUGCCAAGAUUGGAGGUGUGCGUAUGCUGGACGGUGAGGUGACUGACAUGGUGGAGGCCCAGUCUCUCAGUCUGAAUCCCCAACACAUCGACAUCUACAGCGCCAGCUGGGGCCCAGAGGAUGAUGGCAAAACUGUUGAUGGGCCUGCCAAACUUGCCAAAGAAGCUUUUCUGCGUGGAGUUACAGAGGGUCGUGGUGGUUUGGGCUCAAUCUUUGUGUGGGCUUCUGGGAAUGGAGGGAGGGAGAAGGACAGCUGUAACUGCGAUGGCUACACCAACAGCAUCUACACCCUCUCCAUCAGCAGCUCCACCCAGAACGGGAACGUCCCCUGGUACAGCGAGGCGUGCUCCUCCACCCUUGCCACCACUUACAGUUCGGGGAACCUCAACGAGAAACAGAUAGUGACUACGGACCUCAAAUCAAAAUGCACAGACUCCCACACAGGCACCUCUGCCUCUGCCCCGCUGGCUGCUGGGAUCAUCGCUCUUGCCCUUGAGGCCAAUAAAAACCUGACCUGGAGGGAUAUGCAGCAUCUGGUUGUACGAACUUCUCAUCCUGCCCACCUGCUCACCAACGACUGGAGAACCAAUGGGGUUGGACGCAAAGUUAGCCAUUCAUAUGGAUAUGGUCUACUUGAUGCCAGUGCAAUUGUAGCACUCGCAAAGACGUGGACCAGCAUGGGGCCACAGAGGAAAUGUGUGAUCACCAUGGUCUGUGAGCCAAGGAAUAUUGGCAGCCAUUUGUCGAUUAACAUGAGCGUGGAUGCCUGCAUCGGAACAGACAGUCAUGUGACCUCAUUAGAGCACGUUCAGGCCCGGCUGACCCUGUCCUACAACCGGAGGGGAAACCUGGCUAUCCACCUCAUUAGUCCUGCCGGCACACGCUCCACGCUGCUCCACCCCAGGCCUCAUGACUACUCAUCAGAGGGUUUUAAUGACUGGGCUUUCAUGACCACCCACUCCUGGGAUGAGAACCCCACAGGGGCGUGGACGCUGGAGAUUGAGAAUGUGGCUGGUGCCAGUGACUAUGGCACUCUGACCCAGUUCACCCUGGUGCUAUAUGGCACCAGCUCAACAUCUUCCAGCUCCUCAGACAAGCCUCAGGCUGGAAACGGCAGCUGUAAGAUGUUGGACCUAAGGCAGAUAUGCAUUGAGUGCAACGCUGGCUACUACCUCUUUCAGCAGGGCUGUGUGAAAGAAUGUCCAGCAGGCUUCUCAGUGGGCUCCCAGCCCCUCAACUACACAGUGGGAAACUUUAUAUCACCAGCUUCCGUCCCAGCCUGCCUGCCCUGCCCACUGCCCUGCCUGACCUGCAGCAGCCUCAGCCCUCAGGCCUGCCUGUCCUGCCCACCUCACAGCUCCCUGGACCCCAUCUCUGGCACCUGCCUGCACCUCAACCAGUACAUGCGUGAGUCCCCUGGCAGCUUCAUGGUGGGCCAGGGGAACCCAGGAUCACAGCUCCAGCUCAGCUCCCAGCUGCCCAUCACCAUUGCCGUGCUCAGCUGCAUGGCCAUCAUCGCCACCUUCGCUGGCAUCUUCCUGCUGCUGCAGCUGCGCUCAGGGGCACUUAUCAAGCUGCCCUCUCUGGAAGCUGGCGGUGGUCUCGGGGGCAGCUUCAGCCUCGGGGGAAAUAGGGUUCUGUCGUACCGCGGCAUCCCAACAGUGUGGGGGGAUGACGGGGUAAAUACAGACUCAGAAAACGAAGAGUUUGACGUCCAAAAUGAGAGGACUGCCUUUAUCAAAACACAAAGUGCUCUUUAAUGCCUCCCCCACAUCCCUCCUUCUCUUCUGCUUUUAAAAUCCUCGCACCCCUUUUUGUCUGAUAAUUCAGGGCUGUGGUAACUGUCCUUUCACAGUCUUUUCGGGUUUUACUGCUCAUCCCUGUUUUCUUUUUCUGUCUUACCGGGUUUUCAUCUGAGUCCUUCUUCGAGAUCUCGUCUUCCCCUCUGCUGUGGGAGACCUGAUGGGAAACUGCUGUCUCUCAGAGCUCGGGAUGGUCCAAGCUUUGCUUUAUUCACACUUCGGCGCAUUUCUAUUAAACCGGCUCUCUCCCUCCUCUUGCCCUCAAUCACUAACAGUGUGUGUCUGUGCAGAGUCUGUUUUCUCCUCUAGCUCCAACUCCUUUUUGUUACAGUAAACAAAUGAUUAUUAUUUGCUUUCUUCCUAUUUUUUCUCUCUUUUCAUCAGUCUCAGUGCAGUAGCCAGACGAGAUUGCUGAAUGUGAAGAGUAGAGGUGUGUGUGUGUGUGUGUGUGUGUGUGUGUGUGUGUGUGUGUGUGUGUGUGUGUGUGUGUGUGUGUGUGUGUGUGUGUGUGUGUGUGUGUGUGUGUGUGUGUGUGUGUACGUACACGAAUGAAUCUGUGUGAAACUGAGCGUGUAAUUCUGAUGAAUAGUGUAGUGCCCUUUACAGAGAAGCUGAAGCUGGUCCUGUCACAUUUGGUACUUUUGCAAAAAAAAAAAGUGAUGACAAAAAAUUGUAUUACUAGGCAUGAAAUCUGAUUUGGAAACACUGAUUCUCUCCAAAGUGUCGUUAAUGACAUAAAAUCUGUCCAAAAUCUGUUCAGAAAAAGCACCACUUGUCUGUAGUGGGUCACAUUUUUAAAGUGCAUUUUAAAGAUCAAAAGCAUUAUAACGUGCAGACUUUAAUUGUUUAUAAUUAUGAAAACAGACUGUCUGAGAGCUUUCUGGAUACAUCAUCUCUGUCAUCUUUCUUUUCAUGAUGAGAAUGUAAUUGUAUUUACUUUACACAGAAUCCAUCUUUGAUACAGUGACACUUCUUAUCUGUACGGUUAUUGUUUUGGGUGUGACGUUCUCCGAUCGUACACACAAUCUGGAAAAAUCUCUCUCAGCUCUGGCCGAACAAACUGUGAGUCACACAACUAGCAGAGCUUCCUCCAGCCUUUUGGGAUUCACGAUGGACUGAACUUACUCCGCUUUGGAAACUUUAAUAAAUUCUCCCAACCUCAUGACGUCCCAGCUAUCACAUAGAAGGGUAGCAAAAAAAAAAAAAAACAAGAUAAAUUGAGGAUAAAAAAAACCCCACACAGACAUUCACAGAUAAGCUACUCGAUCAACCCUGAGGCACAAUUCCUUCCGGGGAUAUUUAAUUUCUGUGUCUGAUGUGCUCACAUCCCGGGGCUGAGAGAGAAGCAGCCGAGGUGCUGAAGGGACCCAGAACAAUAUGUGACUGUUGCGCACACAAGCUUCUCAAAGCAGCUGGCAGGUGUUGAGUUUACCUGUGAUUGAUUUCUUGACAGAGCAGAAACAGUACCAAUACAUCAAGGCUCUCCUUUUUGUCAGAGCACAUUAGCACUACAAACACACCUUACACACGCCUCAUAUCAUAAUGUCUGACAGUUUGUUCAUGUGUGUGUGAGUGGCUGCAUGCGCGUGUGUUGGCUCAUUGCGUAUGUGGUUGAGAAAUGUUAAUCUUUCCUUUCUUCCCUCGUCUCGUAGUCUGCUUUCUUUUUCAAAUCUUGAAUAUUGUUUAGAAAUCCUGCGUUGAGACUCCACAUCUCAUCAGCGUCUCUGCACUUACCCUCCAGUCUACAUCUAAUCUGAAUUUCAGAUUAUCUCUUUUCAGCGUCCUUGCCAAUUGAUUAUAUUCUGAAUGAUACUGCAGCAAACUAUUUAUUCUGAGAGAUUUUAGUCACACCUUUAGGGAAGAUUGUUUUAAGGUGAUUUUUUUCCCAGGCCGGUUAUCAUCUAAAAUAUGCACCUCAUGAUUUAAUCCAGUGUAGCCAUUUUGAAUCCACUGAUCUCUUUUUCUACUAUGUUGAAAUUAUUAUUAUUGUUAUAUUUUUCAUUUCCAGUACAACAACCGUGGAGCUUGCUGAGAGAGGUUGUCAUGGUGAUGACAUGCAUACAAAACUGCAGCUGCUCAUCCUUUUAUCUACCUCUCAUAUCAUUCAGCAAGGUUUCAUACAUUUCCUAGUGGAGCUGUUAAAUGAUUAUAGAGGUCAAGUUAUAUGUAGGUCGGAUAUGAAAAUGCUUCUCUGGAGAAGGUUUAGGGGUAUAGGCAUGUAAGUCAAAUGUAUGUUUUAGAAGAGAAACAAGCAAUUGCAUUUCAGAAACUGUAAAGCUGCUGUGUAAAUUCUAGUCCCCUGAAACUCCUAUCUCUUCUAAAAUGUAUUGCCUUUAUGAUCAGCAUUCAUGGGCAGUCACACCUGGGCUUUAAAACCUGUUUUUGGAAAUAGAGGGAUUGUCCAUAGAGCUUGUUGGCCAGCGUUAAAAGUGCUAAAUCCACCUAAAAUAGUUGGGGGCUUUUGUUUUCCUCACCUCUCACACACAGUUUCUACCCAGAUGGCUCCACCAGGGGUUAAGACCUUUUUGUUUCUUUCACUGACAAUCAGACAAUUUCCUUGUUUUGUGGGUGGGAAAGACCACAAACGCACAAAACAAAUCAAUUUUAAUUUAACAACUUGGGUUGGGAAGCCUUCUCAGAAGGUAUUAUUCAUAAAUAUGUAGAGCUGAGUGUGAUUUAAAUUGCAAGUGUGCUCAGAGAGAAAGAAAGAAGAUAUAAAAACAGCAGAGAAUAAAGAUUUUCAAACCAAUACCUGGCAAAAAAUCCAGUUAAAGGAUGGAGAAUGACCGGUAUGCAUCCUCUCAAACACAGCACUGCGCCAAGAAGUUUAAUCCAUCUCAGAUGGCCGGUGCAGGUGUAGCACAUUUGGCUUAUCGCGGCAGUCUCGGCCAGGAAGCACUAAACUGGAUUGGAAACCAACCCGAAAAUGCGGAUUUAGAGGAAAGUUAAUGUGGCUACAGUCCAACAAGUGUGUGCUGCAGGGCUUUGUGUGAUGUACAUUAGUGCCUACUGCCAUUUAGACUUUGAUUAGCCCCAGUUUAAGGAGGGUGCUUAUUUAAAAAUGUAAUAACUACAGCCUCAGACUUGGGCCACAAAAUCUUAUUGACUUCCCAGCUUCUUGUGAAGUGUGUAAACAACAGAUAAUGGGCUAAUGCAGCACCAAAAUUGCUUCCAUAAACUAUUUACUUAAACUCUGGAGGCUCAGAGUUUGCUUUUUUACUGUUGGACGUUGACCAAUUUGUUGCAGUUAGUAUGGAUAACUGAUGCUCCGUCUAGUCAACAUUGUAUAUUCUGCAUCUUCCCUUACAAAAGAUUUAUAUUGCUUCCAGAAAGAAUAAAGUUUUUUCUAAAGUGCAACAUUUAGUGGGUGUUCAGGCAAGUUUCUGUUCCCCCUCGAGUGCACACACAAAAUUAUUUAUUCAUCUUAGCUUGAUAUAUUCACUACAGCUUGAUAAACUCAGAAAACUUUUAACUGAUGAACUCGGAGCUCUGUGCAUUCAAGUGUCCAACUCUUAAGGAAAUCACGAAUGCAGGCAGCAUUAAGUAGCUAGUGCUUCCAAAGCACAGGGAGCUGCAGAAAACCAUUAGCAGCCAUCUUACUCCUUUCAGUGCAAGACUGUGAUGGAAACUACACACUAAAAAAGAAGAGCUUCCCUAAUUGUGCCAGAAAGCAGCUCCUAAUUACAAGGCAACCACUUCACUGGCACCAAAGUGUGAAGCCUUUUCAUGUAGAAAGUAACAGGAAUAUUACAAAACAUCUGUUCAUUGCAAAUUGUCUCCUCUGAUUAUAAAAAAAGACUCACUCGUGGGCACGAUGAAGGCGUUGUCUUUAUACCACUGAUUUAUGUCAUGUGGAGCUCGAUGUUGCUUCAGUCCUGCCUUAGGAUGUAGUCUGAAGUGAUCGAUAUGAAGUCGGAUGGAGUUAAUAGGAGCAAUAUCUUUGGCAUAACCAAAGACAAUCAUUUCAGUGCUGUCUGUUUAAUGUGUAGACGUGUUGCUUUCAGGUUGUCACAGUCCAUCGACCCCCUUGGCUUGUGUUCAAAGUGUUUUGUUGAUAUCAUUCUGUCAUCUCUGCCCUUUUGAAGAUCUGCGGCGACACAGAUGUAUGUUCAGCAGCUGUGGAGGGAGGAGGUAGAAUGUAUCCCAUCUCCAUUAACUUAAGGGCUGAAUCAGAUCUGCGUGCAUCCGUGUGUGCACAUGCUUGUUUUAAGUAUAAAUAAAACACUUUGUAAUGGGGGAGGGGAGGGGGGGGGGGGGGUGGCUUAGUGGAGCAGCCUCAGACGACUCUCUGUUGACCUCCUCCCGCCUCUUCAUGAGGUUCCUGGCCUGUGGCUGCACACAGUACCUUACAGAUUUGUGACCUAUGAAUAAUGUAUAAGAAUGACUAUCUUACAUGGGACAUAACUCUAAAAUAAGGCCUAUUUUUGUACUAUAUGAAUGGUGCAGUGUAAUUUUCUUGUAAUUUAAAGAUUUUUUUUUGCUCUUGUUUUUCUCCUUUUUAUUUAAUUGAUGUCAAUUAUAGAUUCUACUAAAAUAAAGAUCUAUGCAAAUUUGAA